Protopolystoma xenopodis is the source of this 834-nucleotide messenger RNA. The record is from the annotation of a GenBank genome assembly. Lineage: Eukaryota; Metazoa; Platyhelminthes; Monogenea; Polystomatidea; Polystomatidae.
GAGACGUCUUCGUCUUCGGGAGGAUUUCGUCAAAGUACUUCGGAUCCUCCUAGCCUGAGCGACCAUGCUUUGACAAGGCAUAUGGAUCUCAGGCAGCUUUCAUUCAUAAAGAGAAGAAAUGGAUUGAUAGACCAGAAAGUUCAAUCAGCAGGUUCGUGUAUAGCAUCAAGCAGUGACAGCAGUAGAGCAAUUUUUAGUCAUAGAAGAGAGACUACUGAUGACAGUGAGUACGAUGUAGAAGAAAACGACGACGAGGAAGAAGGAUUAGAAUAUGGCGAUGACGACCACGCGGGGGAGUGGGAGGACGAGGAAGAAGUGUGUAAGGAUACGGGGAAGAGGGAAACAAUGACAGAAAGUCAACGUCGCGCAGAGCGGCUCCGUCUAUUGCCCAGUCUUAUUGACUCUGAGCAGGCCGUUAUUUUGCAGGCAAGCAUUGUCCUUGAUCAAUGCGAUGCCUAUGCGGCCGCCUUCAUGGCCGAGCCUGACUCCCGAUCCCCUGGUUCGAGACUCAUCCCGACUGAUUCUAUCGGCCUUGAUGCGGCCCGGCCAUCCUCAGUACCAGCCUGGUAUUUAGGGGAUGUUUCCGGGGCACAAAUUCUUAAACUUCAAACUAGCCCCAAAUCUCUCAGCAACGGGGACGCUGGUAAUAGAUCUUUUGGAUACCGGCCUUGGAAACAAGGGCGGCCUAAAGCGAGGGAGGAGCGUGAAGGGAAGGAGGAACACGGAACCAAGUGGGAAGAAGGGGAGUUGGCUGGUCGUCUGGUAGAUAUGGGGCCGGGCUCUGGCGCGCACGUUGAAGCAAGUAGAACUUUGCUUGUCGCCUGUGAGUUAUAA